CUCAAACAAAGAAUCACACUAAAAUCCAAUCAAUCCCCAAACCUCCUCUUCUACCACCAUCACCCUCCGAUAAAAUUCUAAGUCCGUCCCAAACACGCCUUUAGAGCGACGGAGAUUGCUCUUCGCUCAAGGCUUCUAUCUUACAUAAUUAUUAUUACUCAGAUUUUGUGAUUUCAGAAUUUUUUAUUUUAAUUAUUGAAGAUGCCUCGAGCUUCCUCCAGAAAAGCACCCACUAGCAGCUCCUCCACCGCUCCCGAUCUUUACCGAUCUGCUACUGGGAAAGCCGCGAACAAAGAACUGGAGCGGGUUGAUCAGCUCUUUUAUUCUUAUGCUAAUGGUUCGUCCGGUGUGAUCGACCCCGAAGGGAUAGAGGGCCUCUGUUCGGAUUUGGAAGUAGAUCACACAGAUGUUCGGGUGUUAAUGCUUGCUUGGAAAAUGCAAGCCGAAAGACAAGGCUACUUUACGUUGGAAGAAUGGAGAAAAGGCCUUAAAGCGUUGCAUGCUGAUACACUUGUCAAAUUGAAGAAGGCACUUGUGGAACUUGAGAGAGAGGUGAGAAGGCAAUCAAGCUUUUUGGAAUUCUACACUUUCGCUUUUCAGUAUUGCUUAACAGAAGAGAAUCAAAAAAGCAUAGACAUAGAGAGCAUCUGUGAAUUGCUGAAUCUUGUUCUAGGUUCAGAGUUUCGAGCCCAGGUUGACUUUUUUGUUCAGUAUCUUAAGACACAAACUGAUUACAAGGUCUUAAACAAGGAUCAGUGGAUUGGGUUCUAUCGAUUUUGCAAUGAGAUAAGUUUUCCGGACAUGAGUAAUUAUGACGAAGAGCUUGCUUGGCCAUUCAUUCUGGACAAUUUUGUGGAAUGGGUAAAAGCAAAACGGAGCUAAUUUGCUGUCAAGGUUAAAAUUCGGUCUCAGUAUGCAAAGUUUACGGGCUAUCUGCCUCCGAAGAGAAGAAGACUGUGAUAUUCAGCCAUAAUGUCUCUUGUUUUUCUGUUUGGUCAGUGUUUGUAAAGUCACUUGUCAAUACUUUCCAUCGCGGCAGGACCCGUCACAAAUUUUAGGUUAUUCUCAUAGAUAAAACAUUGUUCAGUAUUUAAUACAUUUCAGUAAACUGUAAUACAUGGUACAAUAGAUACAUGAAACGUGCAGAUGUUGAUUUUAGUUUAUAGAGAUUAAGAUUGUGGAUA
Daucus carota subsp. sativus is the source of this 1184-nucleotide messenger RNA. RefSeq lists its product as uncharacterized. The transcript is spliced from 9 exons. The record is from RefSeq and is a predicted model, not a curated record. Gene Ontology annotation, cellular component: ubiquitin ligase complex. Gene Ontology annotation, molecular function: ubiquitin-like protein binding; cullin family protein binding; ubiquitin conjugating enzyme binding. NCBI's taxonomy places the organism in Eukaryota, Viridiplantae, Streptophyta, Magnoliopsida, Apiales, Apiaceae. Gene Ontology annotation, biological process: protein neddylation. The coding region runs from base 202 to 882 and encodes 226 amino acids.